Messenger RNA from Suricata suricatta (meerkat), 2765 nucleotides. RefSeq names its product triadin (gene TRDN). Lineage: Eukaryota; Metazoa; Chordata; Mammalia; Carnivora; Herpestidae. Gene Ontology annotation, molecular function: signaling receptor binding. Gene Ontology annotation, cellular component: sarcoplasmic reticulum; membrane. The record is from RefSeq and is a predicted model, not a curated record. The transcript has 8 exons. Bases 224 to 1060 code for a protein of 278 amino acids.
AGUGCAGCUUGGAAAGGGCUCAGGUUGUUUCCAGGGGGAGAACUCUGCAGAGAAGAGACAAAGUUCAACAGGACAACAAAGGAGCAGCAGAAACAGCCAGGAAAACGAAGAGCCCUCACGUUUUCACACAGAACCCCCUAUCAGAGUUCUCAAAUCUUAAAGUGUUCUGCAAAGUGCCACUUGACUGGAACUUUUCGCCUGCCUUUUCCUUUCUCCAACCACCAUGACUGAGAUCACUGCUGAAGGAAAUGCAUCUACUACCACCACUGUGAUAGACAGCAAAAAUGGAUCUAUGCCCAAAUCCCCUGGGAAAGUGCUGAAGAGGACAGUCACAGAAGACAUCGUGACAACAUUCAGCUCCCCAGCAGCCUGGCUUCUGGUCAUAGCUCUGAUAAUCACCUGGUCAGCUGUUGCUGUGGUUAUGUUUGACCUAGUGGAUUACAAAAACUUUUCAGCAAGCUCUAUUUCCAAGAUUGGGUCAGAUCCUCUAAAACUUGUACAUGAUGCUGUGGAAGAAACCACCGACUGGGUCUAUGGCUUCUUUUCUUUGUUGUCUGACAUCAUCUCGUCUGAGGGUGAUGAAGAAGAUGAUGAUGGGGAUGAGGACACUGAUAAAGGAGAAAUAGAGGAGCCUCCCUUGAAACAAAAAGAAAUACACAAAGACAAGACCGAAAAGCAGGAGAAACCUGAAAGGAAAAUAGUACCUAAAGUUACACACAAAGCAAAAGAAAAACCAAAAGAAAAAGAAAAAUCUGAAAAGAAAGCAAUUCACAAGGAAAAAAUUGAGAAAAAAGAAAAACCAGAAACAAAAACAGUGGCAAAAGAAGAGAGGAAAACAAAGACUGAAGAGAAGAUUAAAAAGGAAGUGAAAGGUGGGAAACAAGAGAAAGUGAAGCAAACAGCUGCAAAAGUCAAAGAAGGACAGAGACCAUCACCUAAGCCCCCAGAGAAGGAGGGAAAAGAGACCGCAGCUGUGUCCAAACGUGAACAGAAAGGUAAACAUCCAGAGGAGGUGGUCAGAGGUUCUAAGGGAAUAUUGGGCAAGAAGCAGAUACAGUGAAAUUAAAAUCCCAAAAAGACCAAGAUUGAACUUCAAAUGGGAGUAAACAGAUGUGUAUCAGUAAAAAUCGGAAAUUAAAUGUAUUUAUAGAAGACUAAAAUGUAUUCAUAUCUAAAGAUGCAAUGUAAGGUAUUUGUAAAAGAAGAUUUGAGUUAGUAUCUGAAGUUAUUUGAAGGUUGAGGAUAAAUGUUAAAUUCUUGAGACACGAGAUUUCUACUAAGAGAUGGAAAAACAAUUUUGUGUGUCCUACUCUUUGGAGAACAGCAGUCCAGGAAAAACGACAAUUUUCAAGAAGUUUUUAAAGCAAUAUAUGUUCAGAUCUUCUAGAAUAAGUAUAAAAACUCUCCAUACAUUCCUGUUGUCCCUGCAAGAGCAUACAAUUUAGAAUAUAUAUUAAAUUAUUAAAUUCAGUUAAUUUAACAGGCAGGAAGUUAUGGGAAAUAAUUCUCCAGUUCCUUUGCCAGCUUCCACUGACGAAAUUUAUGACUCUAGAAAUAUCUGUAUCUGAUACCAUGCUGCUCUUUCAGCAAGAGUGAUGUCAAACUUACAGCCCUACUUUACUUCAUGGGAAUAGAGCAUUUAAAUGGAAGUGGAGUAUAGGCCUGAAGUUUUUUGUGGAAAGGUGCUAUGAGAAUAAAAGGGUGGAGUUUUAAGAGGGCAGCUGAGGGCUUGUGCCACGUCUCUGCCCCUUGUUAAAUCUCUUCUUCCCGAGUCCAUUUCUGGCACUACGCUGCAGUAGAGUACUAGGACUUCCGAUAGAGAAUGUGGGCUUACUCAGUAGGGACUAUUCCGAUAAAUGUGUCUUAGGGGUGUUGCAAAAUAAUACUUUUCUUUGCUCUGGAAGUUUUGAAUAAGUAUAUUUGAGGACUAAAAUUAAGGAAUGAUUUCUAUGAGAUUUUCAUUAAAAAAAUUGAAAACUUUAUUACCAAGUAAGCUAUUUGGACAGUGAAACUGAAAAUAAUUUUCCACGAUCAUAAAACAUAAGAUGAAAUUUGCAAUCCAUACUUUUUUGGUUCCACAAAUAAGUGAGAUCAUGUGGUAUUUGUCUUUGUAAUCCACUCUUGUAUUUUGUCUUUAAAUCCCUUUUUCCCUUGAAUUCACAAGUAAUAUAAUAUCUGUCAAAAGAAAUAUAUUUUUUAAAAAUACAUUUUAGGAAGAAAAGAAGGAAAAAGACCUUCUGUCUCUCUUUUUUUGUGUGUGUAAUCCACAAAUUUUGAAAUAAAUGAAAAUUACCUAAAUUAAAAUUUUUUAGUUCACUAAACAAAACGUGGAAUUAAAACCUUGGCUCCCUAAGAACUUUCUUCAAUUUAAAAAAUGAUUAUAUUGUCUUGAAAAAAAUGAAAAAGAUUGGUUAUUACCUCUCUUAAAACUUUAUGUUACUUCUGAAAUAUUUGGGUAGAAAAAAUUAUAGCAAGUAAAAAGGAAAUAUUUUGAAUGCAACAUUUUCUGUGAUAGAAAAUAAGAAAAUUAAUCUUCUGACUCACUGAUCUAUCUAUUGAAAGUGAUCAUCAAGGUCCUAAAGUACUUUGCAUUUUAGAUUGUCUUUUAAAAACAAAAAUAAGCACAUGAAAUCAGCUGAAACAUACCAACUAUAUUUUUAUUUUUGUCUAUAUACACAGUAUGUAAAAAUUCAUACCAGUUAUAAAUGGGAGUAUCAAAAUAUUUAUCUAGCAACUAGGAACAUGAAUAAAAUUUUUGAUGUCCA